This is a messenger RNA of Condylura cristata (star-nosed mole), 1720 nucleotides long. RefSeq names its product protein O-fucosyltransferase 2 (gene POFUT2). The transcript is spliced from 9 exons. The record is from RefSeq and is a predicted model, not a curated record. Gene Ontology annotation, biological process: protein O-linked glycosylation via fucose. Gene Ontology annotation, molecular function: peptide-O-fucosyltransferase activity. Lineage: Eukaryota; Metazoa; Chordata; Mammalia; Eulipotyphla; Talpidae. Bases 1 to 1686 code for a protein of 561 amino acids.
AUGGCCCCGCAAGCUUUGGGGUGCGGCCGGCAGGCACCGGCACAGGCCAGGGGCCCCAGAAGCGGGGGCCUGGCGCUGCACAGCGCCUCCCGGCAGGUGACGGCCCCUGGACGGAGCCUCGUGCCGCUGGGCUGUGCCGACCGGCCGGCGUCCGACACGAGCUCGCUCAGGGGUCUCAUCCCGCUUACCCGACGGGCGGAAGAGCUGUCACCCCCAGACGCCGCGGGUGGGCGGCCGCCUGGCCAGGGGCUAUCUGCGCUGGGCAUCUGGGGUCGACUUGGUGCCCGGCAGCAGGACAGAGGCCCUCCAGGGUGCCACUCCCAGCGGGGCGCUGCUGGCGCCCACGGCCAUCCGGACGCAGCAGCCAGCCUGCGCCUCCCAGGUGGGCACAGGCGUCACCGCCGCACAGCCCCGGAGCUGGGCCCACAGACCCCCACAGGCGGGACCCCGCUGACCAGCCGGGGCUGCUGUCCUGCGCGGACGCCGGCCAGGGUGUGCGCCAGCUGGGGCCUCCGGCGCCUCCCCAGGUACCUCCUGUACGACGUCAACCCGCCCGAGGGCUUCAACCUGCGCCGCGACGUGUACAUCCGCGUGGCCUCCCUGCUCAAGACGCUGCUGGCCACGGAGCCGUGGGUGCUGGUGCUGCCCCCCUGGGGGCGUCUCUACCAUUGGCACAGCUCCGACAUCCGCCAGGUCCGCCUGCCCUGGGCCGAGUUCUUCGACCUCCCCAGCCUGGCGCGCAACAUCCCGGUCCUGGAGUUCGAGCAGUUCGUGGCGGAGUCCGGCGGGCCCUUUAUCGACCAGGUGUUCGUGCUGCAGGGCUACGCCGAGGGCUGGAAGGAGGGCAGCUGGGAGGAGAAGGUGGACCCCCGGCCCUGCGUGGACCCGCCGCAGUACACGCAGGACAAGCAUGGGUACCACAGGGGAUGGUUCUGGGGCUACGGCGAGACCAGGGGGCUGAACGUGUCCUGCCUGUCCGUGCAGGGCUCCGCGUCCAUCAUGGCGCCUGUGCUCCUGAGAAACACGUCUGCCCGGUCCGUGAUGCUGGACAGAGCCGAGAAUCUGCUGCACGACCACUACGGGGGGAAGGAGUACUGGGACACCCGCCGCAGCAUGGUGCUGGCCCGGCACCUGCGGGCCGCCGGGGAUGCCUUCCGGAGCCGCCACCUCAACUCCACGGAUGAGGCGGACGGGACCCCCUUUGAGGAGGACUGGACCCGCGUGAAGGCCCAGCCGGGCUCCUCGCGGGGGGGCCCGUACCUCGGCGUCCACCUGCGGCGGAAGGACUUCGUCUGGGGCCACAGGAAGGACGUGCCCAGCCUGGCUGGUGCCGCACGCCAGAUCCGUGGCCUGAUGGACACCCAUGGGCUGGACAAAGUGUUCGUGGCCACAGACGCCGUCAAGGCCGAGCAGGAGGAGCUGCGGCGGCUGCUGCCUGGGAUGCUGCGCUUCGAGCCCAGCCGCGCCGAGCUGGCGCUGUACAAGGACGGUGGCGUGGCCAUCAUCGACCAGUGGGUGUGCGCCCACGCCAGGGUCUUCGUCGGCACCUCGGUCUCCACGUUUUCCUUCCGCAUUCACGAGGAGAGAGAGAUCCUGGGCUUGGCCCCCGAGACCACGUACAACCGGCUGUGCGGGGACGAGGAGCGCCCCUGCGAGCAGCCCACUCGCUGGAGGGUUGUGUACUGAGGCCGCGCGGCGGCCGGCGAGGGUCCUCGUGGCC